Trypanosoma grayi is the source of this 843-nucleotide messenger RNA. Its product is annotated as fatty acid elongase. The record is from RefSeq and is a predicted model, not a curated record. Bases 1 to 843 code for a protein of 280 amino acids. Gene Ontology annotation, cellular component: endoplasmic reticulum membrane. The transcript has a single exon. Gene Ontology annotation, molecular function: fatty acid elongase activity. Lineage: Eukaryota; Euglenozoa; Kinetoplastea; Trypanosomatida; Trypanosomatidae. Gene Ontology annotation, biological process: fatty acid elongation, polyunsaturated fatty acid; fatty acid elongation, monounsaturated fatty acid; fatty acid elongation, saturated fatty acid.
AUGUUUCCAUACGUGGAGAACUACGACGGCUAUGCGGUACGGCAGUACAUGAUAGACAAUGUAGACAUUCUCGGCUACCUGAGCUUUGGCUACCUCGCCUUUGUGUGGAAGGCGCCCGGUGUGGUGAAGCGGCUCAACGGUGACACGAACCGCAUCAGCAACUCGGCAGCCCUCCGCUAUGCCAUCAUUGUGUGGAACCUCCUCCUGUCGGCUUUCUCCUUCUUUGGCAUGAUUGUCGUCGUACCGGCUCUCAUCCGCAACGCGUACAAACUCGGCAUGCACCGGGCGCUGUGCGAACAGAACGACGAGCUGUUUUAUUCCUCCUCGGUGGGCUUUUGGAUCGGCAUGUUCGUGCUGUCGAAGGUGCCGGAGCUGGUCGACACGGUGCUACUGGUGCUGCAGGGCAAGGUGCCGCCGUUCCUACACUGGUACCACCACACUACGGUGAUGAUAUUCUCCUGGCACACCUACUGCGCGAACAUCACCACGAUGAUUAUCUUCGCCGCCAUGAACCUGAUGGUGCAUUUCAUCAUGUACCUCUACUUCGCCCUGUGUGCGUGUGGCUUUAAGAAGACAAUGCGUAAGUUUGCCCCGCUCAUCACAAUGCUGCAGAUUGCCCAGAUGGUGGUGGGCACCAUUGUGACGGUGUACUCGGCGUACGAGGUGUACGUCCCGCCGGCGGGUGUCGCGUCUGGCUGCCACGUGACGAAGUCGAGUGCGCGGAUGGGGGUGGCGAUGUACCUCAGCUACCUGUACCUCUUCUCCGUCAUGUUCUUCCACUCCUACGUGAGGGCGCCGAAGCGGCCGCCACCAGCAGCAGCAACGACUGCGAAGAAGGAAUGA